CAUGUGCCAUGAAACUAGAUUUAUAUAUAAAACUUCCUGUCUCACUUCCCUAAUUCUGCACGUGGCUUAUGCUAGGGUUAUGGUGUAAACGUAACGUGCUCUGAUAUUAAAAAUGCUCGUCUUGUUUGAAUCAGCAGCAGGCUAUGCUUUAUUUAAGCUGCUGGAUGAGUCUAAACUUGCAAAUAUUGAUAACAUUUAUCAAGAUUUUGAGACCCCCGGCAAAGCCUCUAAGAUUUUAAAACUCAAGCAUUUUGAGAAGUUUCAGAACAUAAAUGAGGCUGUAGCAGCAAAUCUAACAGUGGAGAAUGAAAAAGUCAGCAAAAAUUUGAAACACAUUCUUAAGAAACAUAUUCUGAAAGAUGCUGAGUCUGAACUUGCAGUUGCUGAUGCAAAGCUUGGAAAGCUUCUGAAGAAAAAAUUUGACUUGAAUUGUGUGACAAAUUCAGCCAUUCAAGAACUCAUGAGAAACAUUCGAUCCCAACUUGAUAGCUUCAUUUCUCCAAUAAUGGAGUCAAGUCACUUGGCACAGAUGUCUCUUGGUUUAGCACACAGUUUAGGAAGAUAUCGUCUUAAGUUUAGCCCAGACAAAGUUGAUACUAUGAUUGUUCAAGCAGUUUCUCUACUUGAUGAUGUGGAUAAAGAAUUAAACAAUUACAUUAUGAGACUCAGAGAGUGGUAUGGAUGGCAUUUCCCUGAGUUAACUAAAAUAAUUACAGACAAUUUGGUUUAUGCUCGAGUUGUCAAAGAAAUGGGUGACCGCACACAUGCAUCCAAAAUGGACUUUUCUGAGAUACUUCCUGAAAAUCUAGAAACAGAGUUAAAAUGGGCGGCAGAAAUAUCCAUGGGUACAGAAAUCUCAGAAGAAGAUAUAUUUAACAUAAAAAGUCUGUGCGAACAGGUGAUUGAAAUGUCUAAAACAAGAGAUGAACUCUACAGCUACUUGAAAGAAAGGAUGUCUAUGGUGGCCCCUAACUUGACUAUUCUGGUUGGAGAGCUUGUUGGGGCUAGAUUAAUAGCUCAUGCUGGGUCUUUAUUAAAUUUGGCCAAACAUCCAGCGUCCACUGUUCAAAUUCUCGGAGCAGAAAAAGCUCUAUUUCGAGCUUUAAAGACAAAGCAUGACACUCCUAAGUACGGUCUUAUUUACCAUGCUUCCAUUGUGGGAAGUGCACAGCCUAAAAAUAAAGGAAAGUUGUCAAGAAUGUUAUCUGCCAAAGCCUCACUUGCUAUUCGUGUUGAUGCUCUGAGUGAAACUAGUGACAGUACCCUUGGUCUAGAACAGCGUGCCAAAAUAGAAAGCAGAGUCAGGAGCUUAGAUGAAAAAGCUGCUCGUAGGAUAAGUGGUACAGGGAAAUUUCAAAUUAAGCAAGAAAAAUAUACUAAUGUUAGUGAUGUGAAGGUUUUUAAUCCCGCUGUAGAUUCCACAAUUCCAAGUGCUGCCAAGAGAAAAGCAGAGGAUUUAGACACCAAAUCUCCUGUCAGCAAAAAAAUCAAAUUAGAAGCUGUUGAAACUGAGGAAAUAAAGCAAGAAGAAGAAGAAGAGUCACCCAAGAAAAAGAAGAAGAAGAAGAGGCAUUCUGAAGCAGCAGAAAGUGAGGCACCAGAAUCACAGGAUGCUGAUGAACCAACAGAACAAAAACAGAAGAAAAAAAAGAAAAAGAAGGUAAAAGAAUCAGCUGAGGAUGACUAACUUUUGAGUCUAACCAUUCACACUGUGUUCAUUAAAGCUAAUUUAAAACAAUAGCUUUUAACUUUUGUUUUAAAAUAAACUAGCAGUCCUCUUCACUUCAGUUGUAUUUGUUACUGCCAAGACAAAUAUAUGGAAAAAUAUUUUCCUGAUUAUGUAAUUAUUUUCUUGUUUAUGUAAAUAACAAAAUUGUUUUUCAUUAGAUCAUGUUAUCCUUUUUUUUUUUUGUAAGCAGAAUUCAUUCUUUAUGAUGUGGAUAUUGAUCUAAUAAAAAUAUGUACAAUAUUUC
This is a messenger RNA of Biomphalaria glabrata, 1973 nucleotides long. RefSeq names its product nucleolar protein 58-like. Gene Ontology annotation, cellular component: box C/D methylation guide snoRNP complex; small-subunit processome. The record is from RefSeq and is a predicted model, not a curated record. Gene Ontology annotation, molecular function: snoRNA binding. NCBI's taxonomy places the organism in Eukaryota, Metazoa, Mollusca, Gastropoda, Planorbidae. The transcript has 14 exons. Bases 113 to 1687 code for a protein of 524 amino acids.